AUGCAGCAGUUUAAUGUGGCGGGUGUGGCAAUGGCUAUUGUAAAAGAUGGAAAAAUAGUAUAUGAAAAAGGCUAUGGAGUGAAAUCAAUUGCCACCCAGUUGCCGAUCGCCUCCAACAGCAAGGCAUUUACUACGGCUGCAUUGUCAAUUUUAAUAGAUGAGGGUAAACUGAACUGGCGGGAUAAACCGGUACCGGACCCGAUUAGCAAUCGGGAUGCGCUGCCAACUGAGUUACGCAAUCAUUAA
Molecule: messenger RNA, 246 nt
Organism: Ostertagia ostertagi
Lineage: Eukaryota; Metazoa; Nematoda; Chromadorea; Rhabditida; Trichostrongylidae
Source: the annotation of a GenBank genome assembly